Molecule: messenger RNA, 1654 nt
Organism: Nymphalis io (European peacock)
Lineage: Eukaryota; Metazoa; Arthropoda; Insecta; Lepidoptera; Nymphalidae
Product: solute carrier family 22 member 3-like
Exons: 2
Coding region: 150-1628 (492 amino acids)
Biological process (GO): transmembrane transport
Cellular component (GO): membrane
Molecular function (GO): transmembrane transporter activity
Source: RefSeq, a predicted model, not a curated record
AACAAAGAUUCAAUGAUUAAAAAUAAACGACUGUAAUGUUUUAAAUCAAUAACAUUAAGUUGGCAAUAUUUCAUAAUGACUCAAGGUGUUAGUGAAAGUGAUAAUAAAAUGGAGUUUGAGACGCAGUGCCGGCCGCCGCUUCGGGUUUUAUGGCAGGCGACUAUGUAUUUACAGCGGGGAAGUUACCGUAUAGAUGUGCUGUGCCGUUAUGUGAUCACCAACCUCCAGACUAUUCACCCGAAUGGAUAUUGAACGCCAUCCCAGAGAGAUCAACGGGCUUUGAAGAUUGUUCUCGCUAUGCUAACAUAAUAAACACCACCACAUUACCGAACAAUACGUGUUCCGCUGACCUUUUUAACAGAAGUAUGACAAUUCCUUGUGACGGAUAUGUGUAUAGUAGAACGAACACGGUUGUUUAUGAUUUCGGUCUGGAAUGCCAGGAGUGGCUCAGAGCACUGGCCGGGACUUUAAACAGUCUGGGUGCAAUGAUCGCUCUGCCUUUAGCCGGAUUCGUCUCCGACUAUUUUGGUCGACGUAUUUCAGUUGUGUUUUUUGCAUUCAAUGUCGCUUUAGUGGGCUUAGUUAAAGCCUUUUCCGUAAAUUAUACUAUGUACGUAGUUUUACAAUUUUUACACACAGCAAUAGGAGGUGGACUUUACAGUGCAGCUUAUAUAUUAGCAACAGAACUAGUUGGUCCUAAAUUUCGCGUUCCAACGAGCGCUACAAUGUCAUCUAUGUUUGCCCUCGGUCAAGCAUUGUUGGGUGGGAUUGCUGCAGCCGUGCCCGAAUGGCGUAAGCUGACAUUGACAUUAUUUAUUCCUGUAUUUUCGAUACUUUCUUACUAUUGGAUCGUAUCAGAAAGUCACCGAUGGCUACUUAGUAAAAAUAAGAACUACGAGGCCAGGAGCGUGUUAGAGAAAGCAGCCAAAUUAAAUAAAAGAAUAAUUUCCGAAAAUGCGAUGACAAUUCUCCUCACAUCAAUUCCUAAAUUAAGUAAAGAAAAAUCAGAUAUUAGUAAUAAACCGUUAUUUAUUCGAGUUUUAAAAUCGCCAGUGAUGUUACGUAGAUGUUGCACUACACCUGUAUAUUGGAUAGCGACAACGUUCAUUUAUUAUGGUUUAUCAAUUAACUCUGUUAGUUUAUCUGGAAAUAUGUAUUUGAAUUACGUACUAACAGCUCUUAUUGAAAUACCUGGUUAUUGGACAGCUUUUCUAGUAUUGGAUAGACUGGGCCGAAAGGUUACUCUGUUCACUGGUUAUAUGUUGUGUUCAAUAUGUUGUUUAGCAUUUUCUUUUACACCUGACAGUAUGUACGUUUUAUCUUUGAUUUUAUUUUUAAUGGGUAAGUUCAGCACAGGGGUCAUUUUUACGUCCUUGUACCUAUUUACUUCUGAACUCUAUCCAACCAGACAUCGCCAUUCAUUUCUAGGCUUUUCUUCAAUGUUAGGCCGAAUUGGUUCCGUAGUAUCACCACUAACGCCACCUCUAAUGGUAUAUUGGUCGGGAAUUCCAUCGAUGCUUUUCGCAAUCAUGGCAGCCCUAGCAGGAUUUUUAAUAUUAACACAGCCUGAAACACGUGGUUUAAAAGUACCAGACACAUUUGAAGAUGCCGAACAAAUAGGAAAAUAGAAUAUAAAUUAUUUUUAAAUAGGUAA